This is a messenger RNA of Myripristis murdjan (pinecone soldierfish), 2790 nucleotides long. RefSeq names its product solute carrier family 8 member 2a (gene slc8a2a). Gene Ontology annotation, molecular function: calcium:sodium antiporter activity. The record is from RefSeq and is a predicted model, not a curated record. The transcript is spliced from 12 exons. Lineage: Eukaryota; Metazoa; Chordata; Actinopteri; Holocentriformes; Holocentridae. The coding region runs from base 1 to 2790 and encodes 929 amino acids. Gene Ontology annotation, cellular component: sarcolemma; postsynapse; axon. Gene Ontology annotation, biological process: cell communication; calcium ion import across plasma membrane; sodium ion transmembrane transport.
AUGGGACCCUUCCCCUUUCACCCCUCCCCGAUCCUUUUACUCCUCCUCUCCCUCGUCCUCCUCCUCUCCCACCCCUGCACCUCUGCCUCCUUCAGGCCCCAGGUUGUGGAGCGGGCGUCAGGCACCCAGCAGCCCCAGUCUUCGGGUAACACCACGGGGUCAGGCAAGCGAACGUGCGCAGACCAGACGGUGUGUAAGCCUGGGAUCCUGCUGCCGGUGUGGCUGCCACUCAACCCUCCAGUGGGGGAGCAGGCAGGGAGGGCAAUCAUAUAUUUCGUCUGCCUCAUGUACAUGUUCCUGGGUGUGUCCAUCAUCGCAGAUCGCUUCAUGGCCUCCAUAGAGGUCAUCACCUCUCAGGAGAAAGAAGUGACCAUCACCAAACCUAAUGGGGAAACUUCGGUAACAACGGUGCGGAUCUGGAAUGAGACGGUGUCCAACCUCACGCUCAUGGCCCUGGGCUCCUCAGCACCUGAGAUCCUGCUGUCCGUCAUUGAGGUGUGUGGGCACAACUUCGACGCAGGAGAGCUUGGUCCGGGCACCAUUGUGGGCAGCGCCGCCUUCAACAUGUUUGUGAUCAUCGGUGUGUGUGUGUGGGUGAUCCCUGACGGCGAGUGUCGCAAGAUCAAGCACCUACGGGUGUUUUUUGUCACGGCUUUCUGGAGUAUCUUUGCUUACAUCUGGCUCUACCUCAUACUGGCUGUCAUCUCACCUGGAGUUGUAGAGGUGUGGGAAGCCGUGGUCACCUUGCUCUACUUCCCAGUGUGUGUACUCUUGGCUUGGAUCGCUGACCGUCGCUUGCUCUUCUACAAAUAUAUCCGUUAUCGUGCUGACAAAAGGCACGGCAUUGUGGUUGAAAUGGAGGGUGACAUGGAACAUAAAGGUAAUGACGUGAUCAUGGAUGGAAAGUUCUCAGACGGCAGCACGUGCCCCGCAAACUCCUCAAGUGUGACUGUCUCUGUACAGACGGGCAAUGAAGUGGACCAGAACAAAGAUGAGGCGGUCCGCAUUCUCAAAGACCUGAAGGAGAAACACCCCGACAAAGACCUGGAUCAGCUGAUUGAGAUGGCCAACUACUCCACCCUGCUUCAGCAGAAGAAGAGCCGCGCCUUCUACCGCAUCCAGGCAACUCGCAGGAUGAUCGGUGCCGGCAACGUGUUAAAGAAACACGCUGCUGAGCACACUCGCCGCUCAGCUGCCGCUGGAGGCCAGGAAGACGACAAGGCCACGUGCUCCCAUAUUUGCUUUGAAAAUGCCCAGUACCAGUGCACAGAGAACUGUGGCACCUUGAGCCUCGGGGUGAUCCUCGAUGGUGGCACCGGCCAGGACACUUUCUAUGUGGACUACAGUACAGAAAAUGGCUCUGCCAAUGCUGGGGCGGACUAUGAGUUCAGUGAGGGAACCCUGGUGUUUAAGCCUGGGGAAACCCGCAAAGAGAUCAAGGUGGGCAUCUUGGAUGAUGACGUUUUUGAGGAAGACGAGCACUUCUUUGUGCGUCUUCGUAACCUGAGGUUGGAGGAGGGAGCGAGUGAAGCCGGGACAGGAACACCACCCAAGGGCAGACUGGUGGAGCCGCUGGUCGCCACUGUGACCAUCCUGGACGAUGACCACGCUGGCAUCUUCACGUUCAGCCAACGGGUGCUGCGGGUGAGCGAGAGCUCGGGAAUACUGUCACUGACGGUGGUGAGGAACUCCGGCUCCAGGGGCACGGUGGCUGUGCCGUACCACACAGAAGAUGGCAGUGCCAAGGCUGGGGUUGACUAUGAAGAGACCAAGGGGGAACUGGAAUUCACCAAUGAGCAGACCAGUCAGACAUUACAAGUGCGCAUUAUUAAUGUGGCCGAGUACGAGAAGCAGGAAAACUUCUUCAUUGUGCUGGAGGAGCCCAAAUGGUUGAAGCGAGGAAUCUCUGCACUUCUGCUAAACCAGGGAAACCCCACCCCUGAGGAGGAGGAGGCCAGGAGGAUCUCUGAGAUGGGCAAACCCAUACUGGGGGAGCACAGCAGGCUGGAGGUCAUCAUAGAGGAGUCCUGUGAUUUUAAGAGCACUGUGGACAAACUCCUGAAGGACACUAAUCUGGCCGUGGUGAUCGGCACUCAUUCAUGGAAAGAGCAAUUCAUCGAGGCGGUCACAGUCAGUGCAGGUGAUGGAGAAGAAGAGGAGGGGCAAGAGCAGCGAAUGCCAAACUGCUUUGACUACUUCAUGCACAUACUCUGUGUUUUCUGGAAGAUUUUGUUUGCCUUCGUGCCGCCCACUGAGUACUGUAACGGCUGGGCGUGCUUUGUGGUGUCAAUCGGCGUCAUCGGCUUACUGACGGCCGUAAUCGGAGACCUGGCGUCCCACUUUGGCUGCACCGUCGGCCUCAGGGACACAGUCACUGCCGUGGUGUUUGUAGCUCUGGGGACCUCCAUUCCUGACACCUUUGCCAGUAAAGUAGCGGCCACACAGGACCAAUACGCCGACGCCUCUGUGGGCAACGUGACGGGAAGCAACGCAGUCAACGUCUUCCUGGGCAUCGGGGUGGCCUGGUCCGUGGCGGCCAUAUACUGGGAGGUCAAAGGUCAGGUCUUCCGUGUAGAUCCUGGCUCACUGGCGUUCUCCGUCACGCUCUUCACCAUCUUCGCCUUCAUCAACAUGGCGGUGCUGAUGCUGCGUCGGAGGCCGGCCGUAGGCGGCGAACUGGGAGGCCCGAGGAUUAUCAAACUGCUCACGUCCCUCUUCUUCAUCGGCCUCUGGUUCCUCUACAUCCUCUUCUCCAGCUUGGAGGCCUACUGCCAUAUACAGGGCUUCUGA